AUGUUUCAGUUGCCGUUGUUCGACUACGCACACCAAGUCCGUGCAGCAGUAUUGACUCUUCAAGCCAACAAUCAAGGCAAUAUUCUCUACUUGCAAGCCAGAGACUCAUAUCUGCAAUUCUCUGCACAAAAACUGAGAGACUAUGUAUCCUAUUUGCGGAAAAGUGGGUACACAGCAGUGAAACCAGUUGUUGGAAAUGAGGAGAUUAAUGAGUUGACACCGCCAGGAGAUCAGGUGGAAGAACAGCCCAGAACUGGAAUCAUUGAGCCCCAUUUAGAAGCAGAUUUGGGUGCUAGGAGGAAGAACACCAACCUAAAACUCAAUCUGAAGCCACAAGAACUGGCUCAGUUGGAUCAAGGCCUCAUGGAGAGACUCCCGGACAAUGUGGAUAUCCUCACGUUGAAUAAAGCUGUCUAUCAGAUAGUUCUUUCCAGAACUAGGCCAAAGCCUAAAGAUGGUGGCUUCAUAUUCAAAGCCAGGAAGAGGAUGGAACAGCUUCUAAAGAAAAUAACGACAACUAGACAGCAGGCAUCCAGAGUUCAAAGUGUGAUUGACUUCUUGAAAGCAGGAAGAGUAUUUACCCCAAGAAUAAGGAGGAUAGCUCAUAAGAUAAGACAACAGCAUCACACUUUGAAUGUGAGAGUACUUCUCACUAUCAAACAACAUUGUAUAGACAGGAUACAGGCACUGAAAAUUGCUCAACAGUCCUUGAAAAAGAGAGUUAGAUGGGUUGAUGAUAAUGCUACAUUCAGCCUCAACCCUUCAAGACUGUUGGAGGGACAAAAACCUGUAGAAGCAAACAAUGCACUACCUGCUGUAGAGGAGAUUGAAGCUUUCUGGGGGUCAAUCUAUGAGGUUCAGCCUCUGCUAAAUAAGGAGACUCCUGCCUUGGGGGCCUUUGCUGACAUGUGCAGAUCCAUACGGAAUGAGAGGGAGGAUUGUGCACCAGUAACUGAGGAGGAGGUGAGAGGAGUGAUUAGAGGCUUAAGGAACUUCGCCUCACCAGGCCCUGAUGGUAUUAGUGGGUACUGGUGGAAACAUCUGCCUUGUACCCAUCGUCACUUGGCACGGAUAUUCACCAAUUAUUUGUGUGAACAUCACCCCAUCCCAGGUUGGCUGGUUGAAGGAAGAACGAUCCUCCUACCCAAAAAGGGUGAUUUGUCCAACCCAGGCAAUUAUAGACCAAUCACCUGCCUGAAUGUCUGCUACAAGAUCCUUACAAGGAUCAUAAGUGAUCGAAUAUUGCAGCACAUUCAGCCAGUAUGGCAGCAGUGUUUUGAGCAGGGGGGCAGUAAAAGGAACAUGGCGGGCUGCAAAGAAAAUUUGAUUGCUGAUAGAUGCAUCAUGCAAGAUUCAGUUCAAUAUAAACGUAACCUGUCCAUGGCCUGGAUUGAUUACAGGAAGGCAUUUGAUACCACAUCACAUCAGCUAAUAGUGCACUUAUUACAAUGCCUUUCUGUGCCUCCAAGCAUAGUGAGAUGCCUGGAAGAUCUGUUUGCCCUGUGGAAAACCCGUUUUGAGGUCAGAUCACAGCAGAGAAUGGUGUCAACUAAGGUGGUAACUUAUGGGAGAGGUGUCUUCCAAGGAGAUUCAUUGAGCCCUCUUCUAUUCUGCAUUUCACUGCUGCCAUUGUCUGCUGCCCUGAAGAAAACAAAGGGCUAUUGCUGUGGCACACCAGGAAACAGGAUCCAUAGAGUGAGCCACCUUUUCUAUAUGGAUGACUUGAAGAUUUAUGCAGCUAGCAAAUCUGACCUCAAGUUGGCUGUAGGUGUGGUGCAGCGAUAUUCAAAUGAUAUUGGCAUGUCUUUCGGGUUGGACAAGUGUGCAGUAACACAUCUCCUGAAAGGAAGGUUACAGGGCCUGGUGCAGGAAAUGGAGCUUAUUGAUGGAAGCAUAAUAAGAGCCCUGAGAGCUGGAGAGUCAUACCAGUAUCUGGGAUUUGAUCAGAAUCAAGCUCAGGAUGCUGUAAAAAUAAAGAUGGCUCUCUGCAGUGAGUAUGAGAGGAGACUCAGGAGGCUCUGGUCAUCUGAGUUAUCUGGUAAGAAUAAAGUUGAAGCCACCAACAUGCUCGCUGUGCCGGUUCUCACCUACUCUUUUGGAGUGGUUAAGUGGAAUCGGAAUGAGCUCCAGGACCUGGACAGGGAAACCCGAAAAAGGAUGCACAUGGAGAGAAGUUUACAUCCCCGCUCUUCUGUUGCCCGAAUAUACCUGCCAAGGCAUGAAGGGGGCAGAGGUCUACUUGGUUUGGAGAAUCUGCACAACAGGGUGGCCUUACAGUUUGCCUGCAGCAUACAAAGAUGCUCUGAUCCCCUUAUGCAGCUGGUUCAUGACCAUGAAGUUGCAGGGGUUGGGGCCUUCCUAUAUAAGGCAGCACGGCAUGCGGCAGAUACCCUUGGUCUCGAUUUUCGCACUGAUCGGGAGGAGGAGCAUGAGCCUAAUCAGCUCAGGGCUAGAAUAAAGACUGCUGAGUCCAGACUCCUGUUGCAGCAACAUAAGGACAAGUCCUUGCAUGGUGUUUUCUACAGGCAUGUUGAGGAGCAAGGCUUGUCCAAGCCACUGACUUUUGCUUUUCUGAAGUCAGCAGCCCUGAAAUCUGAGACUGAGGGUUUCAUACUGGCAUGUCAAGAUGGUGUCAUCAACACAUUGUCAUACCGCAGCAGAGUAAUGCACAUGGAUGUUCCUGAUAUCAGUUGCAGGGUGUGUCAUAGAGCACCAGAGACGAUCAUGCACAUCCUGUCUUCUUGUUCUGUGCAUGCAACUGCAGGCUGCAUCCAUCGACAUAAUGCUGCUCUGCGAGUUCUCUAUUACCAUCUUAGACACUCAUAUGGUAUCGACAAAACACCAGUGCUGCCUUAUGCCCCAGGGGAGAUUGAAUCUGUUGUGGGGAAUGAGAGGUGCCGAAUUUAUUGGAAUUACUCAUUCUCUACCACCAGGCUUUUAAGAGCCACAAAGCCUGAUGUUGUCCUCCUUGACAUCACUUCGAAGACAAUGUAUGUCAUUGAGUUUUCAGCACCAGCUGAGGGUAACAUUGUCACCAAAGAGGAGGAAAAACAGACGAAAUAUCAUGACCUACUAAUGGAGCUGCGCAGGCUAAACCCAGGCUACUCUGUGAGAAUGGUGGUGUUGAUUGUAGGUGUACUGGGAGGCAUGAGACCUUCAUUUUUGGCCAACCUUAGAACGAUUCCAGCCUGUGAGAGACCUGCUGCUGUGCUUGCAGGUCGGAUGCAGAAGGCUGUCAUUCUUGGAUCAUUACGUCUACUCAGAGCAAACGAUUUAAUGGUAACGGACCCAGUAUGA
This is a messenger RNA of Nilaparvata lugens (brown planthopper), 3297 nucleotides long. RefSeq lists its product as uncharacterized. Lineage: Eukaryota; Metazoa; Arthropoda; Insecta; Hemiptera; Delphacidae. Bases 1 to 3297 code for a protein of 1098 amino acids. The transcript is spliced from 2 exons. The record is from RefSeq and is a predicted model, not a curated record.